Molecule: messenger RNA, 1110 nt
Organism: Trichoderma reesei QM6a
Lineage: Eukaryota; Fungi; Ascomycota; Sordariomycetes; Hypocreales; Hypocreaceae
Exons: 6
Coding region: 1-1110 (369 amino acids)
Biological process (GO): regulation of mRNA splicing, via spliceosome; mRNA processing
Cellular component (GO): spliceosomal complex
Molecular function (GO): RNA binding
Source: RefSeq, a predicted model, not a curated record
AUGGCAUCCGCAGGAGAUGCUCGACUCUUGAAGUCGACCAAGUUCCCUCCCGAGUUCAGCCAGAAAGUCGACAUGCAAAAGGUCAACCUGCAGGUCAUAAAAAAGUUUGUCACCGGCCCCAGCAAGCCUUACGACGUUGUAAUUGAGCUGUGCUUCAACCUCAUUGACGGACCAAGAUAUCCCGACAUCAAAUCGCUACAGAUACAACUUACCGGAUUCUUAGACAAGGAUACCGCCCCGUUCUGCAAGGAGCUAUGGAAGCUGCUGCUGAGCGCACAAGGGAACCCUCAAGGCGUGCCCAAAGAGCUACUGGAAGCUAAGAAGCUUGAGCUUAUGCAGGAAAAGAUGGAAGCCGAUAGAGCCGCUGAGAAUGCACGAAAACGUCGUGACGACUUUGACCGUCGUGAUCGAGAAGUUAGCGACCUGAAAGAUCGAGAUCGUCGAGAUCGAGCAAACGACAGGGGCGAUCGGCCAGGACGCCGCGGGGAUCGGGCUUUCGAAGGUCGUGGCAGAGGAGGUCAUGGCUGGGGUGGAAACAGAUCACGUUCGCCCGAGCCUCGGCACCGCGCUUCUGCGUCAGACCGAUCCCGCUCCCGCUCCCGCUCCCGGAGCAGCAGUUCGUCCCGCAGUGAUCGCAGCGAUCGCAGCUCUCGAAGCCCUCCACGCCGCAAAGGACAUUCUGCCCGAUACAGAGACUCUAGGAAGAGGUCUAGGUCUCCUCGCGGUGAUGCUUACCGACCGAGGCGACAGUCACGCAACGGAAGGGACCGCCGAGAUGCUCGACACCGUCGGUCACAAUCCUCCGAACGCACCUCACCUCCGCCGAAGCGAAGACGGCAAUCCAUCUCCAGAAGUCGCCGCAGCCGCAGCCGCAGCCCCAUCCGCCGCCGUGCUCGAUCUGCUGAUAGCUCCGGACCAGGCUCUCCUCCACAACGCCGCCAUGGUCGCCAACGGCGUGAUAGUGGCCACCGUGAAGAUGACGAAGCCUUAGCGAGGGGCAAGGAUUCUGACAGGAGGAGACGCAAUAGCUCCUCUUCGCCCUCGUCUCCAUCAAAUCGUGGCAAAUCGGCUGAUGUUUUGGAAGAUGAACCGCGUGCCCCGAGCUCUUGA